Hyla sarda is the source of this 2459-nucleotide messenger RNA. RefSeq lists its product as uncharacterized. The coding region runs from base 1111 to 2115 and encodes 334 amino acids. Lineage: Eukaryota; Metazoa; Chordata; Amphibia; Anura; Hylidae. The record is from RefSeq and is a predicted model, not a curated record. The transcript is spliced from 12 exons.
GUUUGUUUUUUUACACCUGAUUUUUUUUUUGUUGGUUCUGGUUAAUUUAUCACCGCAGGGCGACAGUCGUCGUCAUGGAGACGCGUUAACAUGACGUCACAAACGGAAGUUGAAUACAGAGGUUGUUGCGUCCACAAUGUGACAAAGUUGCACGUUGUCACCACCGAUGCCGUGCUGGUUGUGUCACUAUAGCAACAGACAUCUAUCGAAAAUCAUAUGUGCGAUUAUCGUGCGACAUAUGCUGUAUUUUUUUCUAUGAGACAUGUGCUGUAUUUUCUCAUCAGUACCGCCAUUAGACGCCCCCACAUGAUUCUCGGUAUUAAUCCCUCAGAAGAGGGCCUGAUGUGUAUUUGGCGACUUUAUUCACGGGUACCACAUAAUGCAACCUCCACAUGAAGAGGCGGGGGUCUGCCAUUGUGGUGUAGUAUGGCACCUGUACUUUGGAGCCAUUCUCCUGGGUUAUAAAUGUUCCCACAUUCUUUCAUUUCUUUUUGGUCACUUGCGUCCACUUAAAUUAACAGGGUGCCCCAUACUCCAUUGCAGUGACCAGCUGCCAUCUUUACUAGUCUGUAUGUGGCACAAUAACACGUUUUGAGUGAUACAGCUUGGUUGUCAACCGCCAGUAGUGUCACCUGUUGCUAAGCAACAGCCAGAUCCUAUUCAGGAAAUAUGGAGGACUAAGGGAUGAUGUGGGGACUACACGUCUGGAAUGGUAGCCUUUGUAGGAAUCACGGACCAGGGGCAUGCUGGGGGUUGUAGUUUUGCAACACCUGGGGAGCCACAGGUACGGGAUCACUGCCAUAGAGCCAUAAACUUAUCACCGAUGGACAUUCCCCAGUGAAAGUGGCCAUUAAUGAUUAACAAUGAAGCGAUAAAGUGCGGGUAAAGGCGAGGCCGCGGUGAUCUAAAGAGUCACCACCUAGAAGGUAGACGGCCCAGGAUAAAGGUUCAUCUCAGUUUACUCCAUCCUCUGAGCACUUACCAAGGGAGUCAUCAGAACAACCAAAAGGAGUCCUCAUCCCGCCAUAAGAGGGUCUCCUCGCUCCCUGGUUAUAAAGGUGACCAUAUACAAUCCCCAUACAAGAUGUAGAUUCUUGGUGCUGCAGGAACAUGAGACAUUCCCUGCUGAUUUUGGCUGCACUUUCAUGCUAUAUAGGAGAAUCUUCACAGUUCCUCCCUUCUUACAUUAAACAAGCCAUAAUCCAACACGCCAAUGCUCUUCCCGCUCCUGGACCAUCAGAAUCACCAAAUUUAUCCAGUGGACCCAUCAUAAAGACAACAGCUGAGUCUCCUGGUGGAGAAUUUCAUGAGGAAGGAGGCAAUAGUUCAGAUUUGGAGAAGACAGACGCCAUCCAAAUUAAAGUCAUCACCGCUCAAUCACCGGGGACUAAAGAGCCUUUUGGUGGAGGAUUUCAUGAUGAAGGGGUCAAUGGUUCAGAUUGGGGGAAGACAGACGCCAUCCAAAUUAAAGUCAUCACCGCUCAAUCACAGAGGACUGAAGAGCCCGAAUAUAUUCUUCAUGAAGGCAUGGAUGAUUCCGAACUAGGGAGGACAAGCAUCACUCAGAACGUGCUCCUCACUGACCAGAAAAAACAACAGAGCUCCAAAGAGUCUCUAGGUGGAGAAUUUCAUGAUGAAGGGGCCAAUGGUUCAGAUUUGGAGAAGAAAGACGCCAUCCAAAUUAAUGUCAUCACCGCUCAAUCACAGGGGACUGAAGAGCCUUUUGGUGGAGAAUUUCAUGAUGAAGGGGCCAAUGGUUCAGAUUUGGGGAAGACAGACCCCAUCCAAAUUAAAGUCAUGACCGCUCAAUCACAGAGGACUGAAGAGCCUUUUGGUGGAGAAUUUCAUGAUGAAGGGGCCAAUGGUUCAGAUUUGGGGAAGACAGACCCCAUCCAAAUUAAAGUCAUCACCGCUCAAUCACAGGGGACUGAAGAGCCCGAAUAUAUUCUUCAUGAAGGCAUGGAUGAUUCCGAACUAGGGAGAACAAGCAUCACUCAGAACGUGCUCCUCACUGACCAGAAGAAACCACAGAGCACCGAAGGGCCGGAUCCUACUGGACACUUCCUGGAUGAGAACCUUAAUGGUGACCAAGAAUCACAAGGAACAGUCACAUAAUGAAGAAAGGUUGCACUAUUUCUGGAUGUGGGGGGACAUUUAAAUAAAAAGAAUAAAAAAUAAAAUCUAAUACAAAAAUGAACAGAUGCUUUAUUUCCCAUAACUUUUUCUCUCACUUCGUAUUGCGCAGUGCAUGCUGGGAAAGUGAUGGAUGGUUAAGUGACACAUUUGAAAGAUAAUUAGUUAUACUGUCCUUUACAUUAGUUAUGCAUAGCAGUGUCUUCAUAAAUAUUUGUUUUAUUUAUGUUCUUCUGAGGGGCGUACAUACUCUAGACCAGUGGUCUUCAACCUGCGGACCUCCAGAUGUUGCAAAACUACAACUCCCAGCAUGCCCGGACAGCCAA